AUGGACUUUGACGAGAUCACAGAAGCCUCUCACGAGGCGUCUUGCGAUGCAUGGUUCGAUCUCUACAACUCCUUACAAGACGCCCCUCUCUCUAAGUUCGUCUCCAAGUUCCGAGAUGAUCAACCAUGUUGGCAGCAGAGCAUAGAUUGCGGAUCUUUCAACUUCUGUUGCCGAUUCGCCUUUGCAGAUGGGGUACAAUGGAUGUUACGCUUUCCAAUGCCUGGAAAAGUUAUGUACCUCAAGGAACAAGUCAGACGUGAGCUCGGUCCGAAAAAGUACAUUCUUAGAGAGACAAAAAUCCGCACCCCGAAAUUGAUUGCGUAUGGUAUGGAGGACGAUUUAGGAUUAGGCCCAUUUGUGAUCACAGAAUUUAUCAAAGGAAAAACUCUGGAUAAGCUGUGGAAAGAAAACCCAAAUGAGCCGAGAAGUGGAUUGCGAUCAGAUAUCGACGAGAAGGUCCAGGAAAUCGUGUAUCGACAAGUCGCCUAUAUCCUGCUUGAGCUUGCUGAGCAUAAGUUUGAUCGGAUUGGGUCACUUUCGUCUGAUAAUGAAGGCUCCUAUCCCGUGACGGCUAGACCAUUAACUCUCAAGAUGAACGAGGUAGCACGAGUAGGGGGUGUGAUUAAUGGUGACCAUUUAAAGGCACCCUUUGAAAGCACGAGCGAUUUUUUCAGUCACGUCGGCCAGCAGAAUCUUGAGCAUCUAUUGAAGCAACGCAACAGUGUUGACGACGCUGAUGAUGCACGCCGCAAGUAUACCAACCGCCGUCUUUUCCAGACCAUAACCCCUAGCUACAUCUCCAAAGAUCAUAAUGAUGUUUUCACGUUAUUCUGCGACGACUUCCGACCCUCUAAUUUCAUACUGGACGACGACCUCAAAUUGUGGUGGAUUGACCUAGAGUGGACGUAUGCUGCUCCGUACCAAAUGUUGUACUCGCCCCCGCGCUGGCUCUUACUUCGGAAUCCUUGUCGGUGGUCUGAAAUACCAGGUUUCAUGGACUUAUUUAAGUCCAAGUUUGAGACAUUCCAUGGGAUUUUGGUAGAGGAAGAAUCCAAAAGAUUUUUGUCUGCGAAAAGUGAUGCAAAGCUCUGUGUAGGAGGAGCUUCAGAGUUGGAAAUCCAGCAUCUAUCCCUGGAGGAGAGUUUCUCAAGUCUCAUGAGGAAAUCUAUGGAGGACGGGAAGUUCUGGUAUCAUGAGCUUAUACGGGAGAGCUUCGACUUUGACGAUGAAUUUCUUUGGACUCAAGUCGCAGAGACUUCGAAAUUGAGCAGCGGUGACGUGGAAAUUCCUCAUGAAGAAGUGGACUCAUUCGUGGCAUUAAAGAUGGCUGAAUUGCAUGGAUACGAGGAAGCAUAUGAGGCAAUGAAGUCUGAGGAAGAGGAGGUGAAAGCAGAGAAGGUCAAGACAGAGAAGGCAGAAGAGGUAUAA
Molecule: messenger RNA, 1428 nt
Organism: Cadophora gregata
Lineage: Eukaryota; Fungi; Ascomycota; Leotiomycetes; Helotiales; Ploettnerulaceae
Exons: 2
Coding region: 1-1428 (475 amino acids)
Source: RefSeq, a predicted model, not a curated record